CCCCAAAUGCAUAAAAUGAUACUGCUGAUUCAGUCGGUGGGACCAUCAUUUCAAAUUUGAGUCCCGCUGCUGUUGUUGUCCCUUCCCGUAAAGCCUCAGCACGAAAAGCCUGGGAAACCCUGUAUUUGGGGAUGUUUAUCUGCUACCAUCAAGUUGCGAGAGCUGCGGCCAGACACGGGUUUGAAGCCGGCUGGGCGCACCUUCCCCAGGUAGUACACAUUCCCACGGUCGCCGUGGUCCUCCGGGGGAGCCCCUGCGCAUCUCAGGCCGGCUCGUCACGGAAGAGGGCGUUCUAGCCGGCCGCCUACUCCAUGGUAGGGCCCCCUGCCCGCUUGGCCCGUGGCGGCCGCCAUGUUGGAGGCUCAGGCAGGGAGCCAUGGCUGCGAGCGGCGGGUGCACAGUCGGAGCUGCGCCAGCUCCGCGGGGCAGAUGCUGGAGGUGCGGCCAGGGCUGUACUUGGGUGGAGCCGCGGCCGUGGCGGAGCCGGACCACCUGAGGCAGGCGGGCAUCACGGCCGUGCUGACGGUGGACUCAGAGGAGCCCGACUUCAAGUCGGGGGCGGGGAUGGAGGGUCUACGGAGCCUCUUCGUGUCGGCGCUGGACAAGCCCGAGACUGACUUGCUCAGCCAUCUGGACCGGUGCGUGGCCUUCAUCAGCCGGGCCCGCGCCGAGGGCCGCUCCGUGUUGGUGCACUGUCAUGCAGGAGUUAGUCGAAGUGUGGCUAUAAUAACUGCUUUUAUGAUGAAGACUGACCAGCUUACCUUUGAAAAAGCCUAUGAAAAUCUCCAGAUCAUCAAACCAGAGGCUAAAGUGAAUGAGGGAUUUGAGUGGCAACUGAAAUUAUACCAGGCAAUGGGAUAUGAAGUAGAUACUUCUAGUGCAAUUUAUAAGCAAUAUCGUUUACAAAAAGUUACAGAAAAGUAUCCAGAAUUACAGAACUUACCUCAAGAACUCUUUGCUGUUGACCCAACCACCAUUUCACAAGGACUGAAAGAUGGCAUUCUCUACAAGUGUAGAAAGUGCAGGCGAUCUUUAUUUCGAAGUUCGAGCAUUUUGGAUCAUAAUGAAGGAAGUGGUCCCAUAGCCUUUGCCCACAAGAGAGUGACACCAUCUUUCACACUCACCACAGGGAGUCCGGCUCAAUGUACAUCGUAUUUCAUUGAACCUGUACAGUGGAUGGAAUCUGCUUUGUUGGGCGUGAUGGAUGGACAGCUUCUUUGCCCCAAAUGCAAUGCCAAGUUGGGUUCUUUCAAUUGGUAUGGUGAACAGUGCUCAUGUGGUCGAUGGAUAACACCUGCCUUUCAAAUACAUAAGAACAGAGUGGAUGAAAUGAAGAUGCUGCCGGUUUUGGGAUCACAAACAAGAAAAAUAUGAACUUGACAUUUUUUGAUAGCUUGGAAAGAAACUUGCUGAUAUGUGCUUCCCUCGCUUGUUGUCAUUCAUGGCAGAUUGUCUAGUUUAUAGGCCAUCAGCAUUUCAUUUGAUGUGACAUGGAAACUUUGCUUUGUUAUUUGUUAGUCUCUUACACCAUUUAAGUAGAAUACUUUAUAUGGAAAUCAGAACUUUUAAUCAUGUAAAUUGUACUUUAUUUGAUAUUAAAAUUUUCUGUAACCCA
This is a messenger RNA of Zalophus californianus (California sea lion), 1615 nucleotides long. It is a transcript of the gene DUSP12, whose product is annotated as dual specificity phosphatase 12. Gene Ontology annotation, cellular component: nucleus. Bases 352 to 1374 code for a protein of 340 amino acids. The transcript has 6 exons. Lineage: Eukaryota; Metazoa; Chordata; Mammalia; Carnivora; Otariidae. Gene Ontology annotation, molecular function: protein tyrosine/serine/threonine phosphatase activity. The record is from RefSeq and is a predicted model, not a curated record. Gene Ontology annotation, biological process: protein dephosphorylation.